GCGAGCAAAAGAAAUGAGCCGAGACGUACACGAGAUUGUUUUGCUAAAUAUCCUGAGUUGAUUCUGGUUAUAUUAUUUAUCUCUCUCAAUGUUAAAAUGUCUCUGUUAAAACCGUUCAGUAAACUUCCUGAUCUGAAUACGGCCAACAUCCUGCUGGUGGAGAAUGAGGAGCAGUUUCAGCAGAACUUGGCAGAUACCCUGGUGGAGGAGACGGCUGUAACCGUGAAUGUGAGACUAGCCAAGAGUCUCCCGCUUCCCAUGGAGAACGAUGAGAGUCGGCCGAGGAUCGACCUGGUGGUGUUCAUCAUUAAUCUGACCUCGGACAAGAGUUUUGAGUCAGCAAAAGCUUCUCUGAAAUAUUUGGAUCCUGGAUAUUUCCUUGGGAAAGUCUGCUUCGUGGCUACUAAUGCUCGCCAUGCCUCGGUCCGCACAGGGUGCCUGGAUGCUCUCAGACAGCUGGCCGCCUUGCUCCACUGCCCUCUGUUGUUUGCUGAGGAUCAGUCUCCUGAAGGAGCAACGAGUUCAGCGCGAAGGCUGCUCACUAUCCUCAAAGUGGCGUCUGGUCUCGUUCCGAACACUACCGCUCUGUACCUGUCCAGUCUGACCAGGUGCACCAUGCCGCCGGACAUCGACCAGCCAAGUUUCGAUUAGCUCCCCUCUGUCAUUUAAUUGAAGUAAAAUCUUUCCUGCUGUCUUUGUUUGUAUUUCUUUGUAAUGCUUUAUUUCAUUUGUUUCAUCUGUGUGUGUCUGUUGAUGUAUUGAGUUUUAAAGAUGGUAUGCCAUAGUUUUUUGUUUUUUUUCCAAUAUGCUGUACAUAGUGCUGUGUGUUUAACCUAAAUAUGUGCUUUAAUACAAAUCUCCUGUUAAUAUAAGGAGAUGUAUGUAAUUAGGAUUUAUAACUUUGAAUUCUGUUCGUCAAAUAAAAAUGUAACCU
Molecule: messenger RNA, 934 nt
Organism: Xiphophorus maculatus (southern platyfish)
Lineage: Eukaryota; Metazoa; Chordata; Actinopteri; Cyprinodontiformes; Poeciliidae
Gene: pane1
Product: centromere protein M
Exons: 6
Coding region: 97-651 (184 amino acids)
Source: RefSeq, a predicted model, not a curated record